AUGAGCCAGUCUGACCUUCUUCACCUUAUCAACUCUCUGGCCAACUAUCCAGCACUGGAGACCGUUGACGAGCCCACGCGAAAGCAGCUCCUCGAGAGCAUUGAGAAACUACGACGCAAAGUCGAGACUCCGACCGACUUCACAAUUCGAACUGUCUUCGGGAGCCACCAAGCAAUGGUACUACGACUGGCUGUGGAUCUGGGACUUUUCGAUGCCAUCGCUCAACAAGGCGGCACGGCCACCACAGCCCAGCUAGCUGAAGCCACUGGAGGCGACGAGCUUCUCGUCUCCCGCAUCAUGCGCUUCCUUGCCGUCAUCAACAUCUUCGAAGAACUCGCCCCAUCAACCUACAGAACCACACCUCUGGCUGCAGCAUACACCUCGCAAUCUCCUCUCUCUGCCAUCGUGAUCCACGCAACAUACACCCUAGUCACAAUGUCCCAACUCCCGGCCUACUUCGCCGAAGCCGGCUGGAAAAGCCCGGACGACGCCACGAACGGGCCCUUCCAACACACGCACCGCACCACUCAGACCUUCUUCGAGCACCUCGGCACCAACCCGCACCUCCAGCAGGCCUUCAACGCAGUCAUGUCCCUGGACUUCCGGCGCAGCAGCUCGGCCAAGCAAUGGUUCGAGCUGUAUCCGAUCGAAUCGAAACUCUUCCCUGCGACCACCACCACCACCACCACCACCGCAGACGAAGACGAAGAACCAAACCGCGCAACCCUAGUCGACGUCGGCGGCUCCCAGGGCAAAGACCUCCUAGCUUUGUGUCGGCAUCUCUCCAUCCCACCACCACCACCACCGGCAUCAACAACCGACCCUUCUCUCCAAACCCAAACCCAACCCCAACCCCCCACGCAUCCCCAACCAAAACUGAUCCUCCAAGACCUCCCCGCUGUCAUCGCCUCCAUCCCCACCUCCAUAUCCACCACAUUCCCGGGGUGCAUCACCCUGCAGCCGCACAACUUCUUCGAUGAGCAGCCGACCCGCCGCGCGCGGGCGUACUUCCUGCGCACGGUCCUGCACGACUGGCCCGAUCGGCAGGCGCUGCAGAUCCUGGGGCGGCUGCGCGACGCGAUGGCGGAGGACUCGGUGCUGCUCGUCAAUGAGGGGGUGGUGCCCGAGACGCGCGCGGGGUUGAUGGCCGUGCAGACGGAUUUUAUUAUGCUGUGUAACUACGGGGCGUUGGAGCGGACGAGGGCGCAGUGGGUGGAUCUGUUGGAGAGGGGUGGGUUUGAGGUCUGUGGGGUUUAUGGGGAGGACGAACAGCAACGGCAGCAGGGGGGGCAUGUGGUGUUUGAGGCGAGGGUGAGGCGAGCUUCUUCGUGA
Molecule: messenger RNA, 1332 nt
Organism: Aspergillus aculeatinus CBS 121060
Lineage: Eukaryota; Fungi; Ascomycota; Eurotiomycetes; Eurotiales; Aspergillaceae
Product: sterigmatocystin 8-O-methyltransferase precursor
Exons: 4
Coding region: 1-1332 (443 amino acids)
Molecular function (GO): protein dimerization activity; O-methyltransferase activity
Source: RefSeq, a predicted model, not a curated record